AUGUCUUUCUCAAAAUAUUCUGAAUGGUUGAAAGAAGAAUUGCAAAAGGGUAACAUAGAAUUUUAUAAGUAUUCUUCGUUUGAAAAUAUUAUCAAAGGUAUUGGAAAAGGUGGGUUUGGAUUAAUUAGUUCAGCAGACUGCAAUGGGAAAAAGUUCGCACUGAAAAACCUUGGAACUAAGGAAGCGACUAAAGAUUUUGUUAAUGAG
Messenger RNA from Dentiscutata erythropus, 207 nucleotides. Lineage: Eukaryota; Fungi; Glomeromycota; Glomeromycetes; Diversisporales; Gigasporaceae. The record is from the annotation of a GenBank genome assembly.